This is a messenger RNA of Geodia barretti, 1041 nucleotides long. The record is from the annotation of a GenBank genome assembly. Lineage: Eukaryota; Metazoa; Porifera; Demospongiae; Tetractinellida; Geodiidae.
AUGACAAACCGAUUCAUUCAACUUGGAGUUGUCGGCUGUGGGUGGGCAGGCUGUCAAGCUAUCAAUGCCGCUAACGCCACCUCUCGACUGAACGUCAUCGCAAUCGCAGAACGCGACCCAGUCCGUCGGGCACAGGCGGGUGAUGACAAUGCAGUCCCACACCGCUAUACCGACUAUCGAGAACUCCUUGAUAAUCCCGACGUUGAAGCCGUCUAUCUCGCGACCUCUCCAGAUGGCAGACUACAACAAGUUCUGGAUACGCUCAGUGCUGGUAAGCACGUCUUAGUGCAAAAACCGCACGCAAUCCGCGCACCCGAAAUAUUAGAGAUAGAGGCAGCGGCACAACAAGCCGGGAAAACACUGCAAUUCUGCUACUUUAUGCGCCACUUCCCGAACAACCGAAAGAUUCGGCGCGCUGUGCUGAAUGGGGCGAUCGGUGACCUGUAUCACGCCCGUGUCUUCGGGAAAUACAACUUCAUCCCACAGUUCGAUGUCAACAGUCGAUGGCUACACGUUUACGGGCAGAAGGGCGGUUCGUUAGGGCAACACUAUUCGCACGAACUCAACCUCACCUGGUGGUGGAUGGGAUGCCCGAAACCGGAGUGGGCGUUUGCUGCUAAGCACGUGCUUUACCCUCAGUACGAUGGACCAGAGGGUUCGGCAGAGGACUAUUUCACCGGUAUUCUCGGAUGCGAGGGCGGAAAAACCAUCCAGAUCGAUUGUUCCCGGAUGAGCCACUCCGACUCCGCCAGUGCCGUUGAACUUUACGGCACCACCGGCGCAAUCACGAACGGCGGCAUAGCACGAUUUAAAGAUGGCGAAUUCGUCCGAGAAACCGUUGAUGCGCCACUCGAAAUCGAUCAUGGCGAAUUGCCCGAAGAGGUCCACGUCUUUUACUACGAACUUAACCAUUUCGCCAUGGCGAUAGCAGGCGAGGUCGCGCCAGAUGUCUCAGCACCGGAUGCGUAUACUUUUAUGCAAAUCUUGGAUGCGUUUUACGACAGUGCGAAGAACGGUGAAAAAGUUUAUAUCUCCUCGUAA